This is a messenger RNA of Neoarius graeffei (lesser salmon catfish), 2062 nucleotides long. It is a transcript of the gene tmem126a, whose product is annotated as transmembrane protein 126A. The transcript is spliced from 5 exons. Gene Ontology annotation, cellular component: mitochondrion. Gene Ontology annotation, biological process: mitochondrial respiratory chain complex I assembly. Bases 98 to 703 code for a protein of 201 amino acids. Lineage: Eukaryota; Metazoa; Chordata; Actinopteri; Siluriformes; Ariidae. The record is from RefSeq and is a predicted model, not a curated record.
ACAGUAACAUGUGCGAGUGGUUAGUAAUGGCGGCGCCCUGUUCGGUUUGAAGCAGCGAAAUGUUAUCAAAACUGGCUGAAUACAUGAAACUGGAAAAAUGUCCGUGAAAGACACGAGUGAAGGACAGCCAAUGUCCAAAGCCAUGAUCAUGGAAAUAAUGACCAGGAGAUUUGAAAAGCUCCCAGACUUUGACAGGAAGCUGUUUGUAUAUGGCCCGGUUUAUUUGGGUGUGAAUGCUGGACUGGCGGGUCUGAUUUCAAACAGUUUGUUUCGGCGUGUCCUCCAUGUCACUCAAGGACCAUUUACUUCCGGGCUUCCCAUGUCCGUACUUCCUUUUCUUACAACUUUGGCAUUAUAUAAUGCAACUGUCAGCAACCCUUUAUUAGCAGGUGACCUUAACUGCCCAUCCUGUGCCCUGAUAAGGGGUGCUUUAGUCGGUAUAGCUGGUGGUGGAAUAUACCCUGUUUUGUUGGCAUUGCCAGUCAACGCUGGCCUUGCAGCAAGGUACAACAGUGCUCCGAUGCCAGAGAAGGGGAAUAUAUUCCGCUUCUGGACAAACCUUACCAAGCCCAUCAUGAGGAAAAUGUAUGCUGUAUUCUUACUACAGACACUCUUUGGUACAUAUUUAGGUUCCAAGCACUUUCAGAUCUAUCUAAAGAUGCUUCAAAUGUCAGAAUCAGACAGUGAGGACCUACAUGACUAAGCCCAUUUUGUUUUUCCUUUUCCACAAAACUUUCAAAUUCCAGGCUUACACUGUCUAGGAAACUGAUCUUAAACUACCUUUUUUUUUUUUUGCUUUUGAUAAGCUAUUAAAGCCUAAUGUACUGGGCUGAAAGUCCAAUCUCCUCAUUUCACCCUUAAUAUACACGCCUAAUUAAUAGGAAGCCCAAGAAUAGCUGUAAUUGUAGAACAGUUUAAUAAUGCAGAUGACAGUGGGAGCUUCAGAACUAUAUUUAUAGAUCAAAAGAUGUAAUAUUUGAAAACAUCUUGCGAAUGUGUAAUUGGCUGUGAAGCUUUCAUCUCUACACUGUUGCGUAACAUGUUGCACUUGAGAAAAAGUGCCUAAUUUGUGAAUGAAUUUUUACUUUUACACAAAUGAAAACCUAACCAAAAUCAUACAGAUUAGGGGUUUUGCCUAUAUUAAUCUAAAUUGACUUGAUCUCUGUGCCUCAUGGUUUAGGAUUUAAAUCUGUACUACUAGAGUUUGACACUUUUCUUUUAAACCAAUCAACUUGAAUAUAUGACUGAGAUAUAGCCACAAAAAAAAAGCUAUUGUACUGCACACUUAAGCUGCACUGUCAGUGCAUCAGUAACAAAACAUUGCCAACUGAACACAAGCUUCAUAACAUUAAUCUCAAUAUUUAAUUGUUUAAAAAAAAAUCUAAGUCUAUUUUGGACAAAUCUGAACAUUAUAUCCUUCACAGCAAAGGCAAUCCCAUAUUACUGUUUAGUAAAUAAAUUACCUACAAUUAACUUAAUCAUGUAUAAAACAAACGCACUAGGAAACAUGUAAUCAUUAUCCCAUAUAGGUUUAAAUAAUUUUUAUAUAAUAUGUGCGCAAACCAGGGCAGGUGUGAAAUCCACAACAGUUGUUUGACAUUUCAAGCAUCUAGUACUGACCAUGCAACAGACAGGUGUUAUUCAUAUUCUCUAUGGUGCACAAGCAUCAAAAUGCAGGUUAUUUCAUUAAAAAAAAAAAAAAAAGCCAACAGCCCCAUUUCCAAACUGUAUACCUGAAUAUCCUCAAGGGUGCAAGCAGAAGGCACCCCAUCAUGCAAUUUGUUUUACAUAUUCAGACUUCUACAGUUAUAGCUCUGAUGGUGUGGGGAUUAACUAGCAAGGAAGCCAUUUCAAACAAAUUAAAUUAAGCUUUAUAAACACCUUUCUAAAUACAUUUGAAAGUUCUCUUUUUUUGGGGGGGGGGCAAGCAAACAUCCAGCAAAAUACUACACCACAGCUUUAACACCAUUUCAAACAGUUGAGAAAGCGGGAACCACUACCACAAUGUGCAAAAAGGGAGAUUUAACAUUUUGUGCUUCAAUAAAUGCUUUCAUAUGUUUAA